AUGGCAGAAGCCAGUAUUUUAUGGGCUUGGGAUCAGUUUACUUGCCCAAUCUGUCUGGAUCUACUGAAGAAUCCAGUGACUAUUAACUGUGGACACAGUUUCUGUAUGGACUGUAUUACAGACUGCUGGGAUCAGAAGGGAAUCUACAGCUGCCCUCAAUGCAGACAAACCUUCACACCAAGACCUGUUUUAGGUAAAAAUGUGAUGAUUGCUGAAAUGCUGGAGAAACUGAAGAAGACAAAACUUCAAUCUGCUCCUGACUCUGCUCAUUGUUACGCUGGACCUGGAGAUGUGGAGAAACAAAAAGUUCUGGGAGAAACACAAAGAAAGUUAAAUCAGAGAAUUCAAGAGAGAGAGAAGAAGCUUCAGGAGCUGAGUCAGACUGUGGAUUCUUAUAAGCGCUCUGCACAGACAGCAGUGAAGGACAGUGAGAGGAUCUUUACUGAACUGAUCCGAUCCAUUGAGAGAAGACGAUCUGAGGUGACACAACUGAUCAGAGAUCAGGAAAAGACUGCAGUGAGUCGAGCUGAAGGAGUCAUGAAGCGUCUGGAGGAGGAGAUUGAUGAUCUGAAGAGGAGAGACGCUGAACUGAAGCAGUUUUUACAAACAGAUGAUGACAUUCAUUUCCUGCAGAGUUUCAAGUCUUUCUCUGUGACUUCUGGAUCUUCAGAUGUUUCCACCAUUAUUGUCAGUUCUCUUCCCACUUUUGAUGAUUUGGGAAAAUCUGUUUCUAAACUCAGAGAUAAACUGGAGGAUUUGUGUAUAGAUGAGAUUAAACGUAUAUCUGACAGAGUAACAUCCACUGAAAUUAUUUACAACGAACCCAGAACUAGAGAGGAUUUCCAACAAUAUUCCAUUCUGCUGUCUCUGGAUCCAAACACAGUGAAUAAAAAUCUCCUGCUGUCUAAGAAAAACACUGUGGCUACUUACACUGACACAGUCCAGCCGUAUCCUGAUCAUCCAGACAGAUUUAGUUAUUUUAGUAAAGUUUUGUGUAGAGAGAGUUUGUGUGGACGCUGUUACUGGGAGGUUGAGUGGGGUGGUGAUGUGUUCAUAUCAGUGUCAUAUAAGAGCAUCAGCAGGAAAGAAUGGGGUGAUGACUGUAUGUUUGGAGUUAAUGAUCAGUCCUGGAGUUUGUACUGCAGAGACUCCAGCUGCUCAUUCUGGCACAAUAACAAAGAGACUAAACUCCCUGUAGUGUUGAGUUCCUGUAGAAUAGGAGUGUAUGUGGAUCACAGUAAAGGAUCUCUGUCCUUCUACAGCGUCUCUGAUACAAUGAACCUCAUACACAGAGUCAACACCACAUUCACUAAACCACUUUAUCCUGGGUUUUUGAUCGAUCCAAAGUCAACAAUGAAACUCUGCAAUCUGACAAGAUAGAUACAGAGAUGUAACAGAUUAAAGCAAUAAGCCCCAAGAAGCAGUGGGUUACCAUAAAUGUACUGUAAUCCCACUGCUUCCAUGCUUCGCGGGGCUUAUUGCUUUUAUAAAACAGUUACUUCAUAUGCAUAGCAGGAUUUCAUAAAAUAAAACACAAAUAAGCUGUAAUUAUAUUAGUACAAAUAUUACUUUUCCGCCAGACAAAGUAGUUCCUUAGAAACAAGUGUGGCUGCAACAGACCGCAGUUCCCAACCAACACAGACGGAGCUAAGACACAAUGAAAAUAUGAUUUGAGUUUAUUUUCAUAAAUCAACAUUCAUCUAAUUUAUAAAUUAACAUUUAUAUUGUGCAACUGUUGAAGUGAUGAUCAAAUUUGGAAGCAUGCUUAACUCUUUCCACGUCAGGUUUUUUUUUACGUUGCCAUCCAGUUUAGUUUAAUGCCUUACAGAAAAAUUAUCUUCUUUAAAUAAACAUAAAAUGAAAGAACAGACACUCCGCUUUAAAACAUCCUAUCUUCAUUUGUUCUCUUAUCACCUCUCAAAUUUUCAGCUAAAAGAUAAUUCCAUUUUUGUGAAGAACUUUUGUAAGAGAUCGGAUUCACAGCCAUGUUUAAAACUUACACUGUGUUUUUAGUGUUGAGUGAAUGCGUCAGUGUUUAAGUUGGGUAAGUGGAGAACUUGAGCUUAAAGAACUUCUUAGGAAAGCGUUUUCUCUUUAUUGACAAGAUUACUCAGAAUAAAGGACCAGAACUGCCCGUUUUAUAAAAUAGUGUUUUAUCACAACUUUGACCUACAUGAUUAUUUAGUAACAGUGAAAUGUAAGGAGUCUUUUAUUUUCUUAUUAAAAUAUCAUUGAAACACUUGAACACAACUCUUAUCAAUGCAUACAAUGCAUUGCUAUACUCUAAAAAUGCUGGGUCAGAUAUGGACCUUUUCUAGAUUAAUUUAAACCAAUGGUUAAGGUUGUCCAUAACUCAACCAUGGGUCUAAUAAUAGUUGUGGUGUAAGAAUGAAGCAACAGUGAAUGUUAAACAGUUAAUAUUUACAAAGUUUUUUGUUGUUGUCGGACGAAGCAACAUAGUUUGUGUUUGUUCUGAUUUGAUAUUUUUACUGAUUUCUUUCAGCGAUAUUUUAAGUAUGUAUUUGAUUCUGAUUUACUUUUUUCUUCUUUGUUAGAUUGUUUAUCUGCUUUUAAACAGUAAUUGUGUGCCACGUUGUAUAGCUGUCAUCAUUCUGUAAUGUGUGUUUUAAAAUAGAAUAUUUUUUCACAUAAAAGAGAAAAAUCUGUGUUAUUUUAACUGUCAAUGCUUGAAAUCUCUUGUGCCCUUUCAUCUGGUAUGCAUCUUCUGAAAUUUAGUUUUGUAUUGUUCAUUUCUUACUUUAAGCAGAUAAAAAACAACUAAUUAAUAAAUGCUUUCUAUUAUUAUUAUUUGUCCAUCAUCCCUAUAUUUCCUACCACAUAUUAUCAGGGUUAA
This is a messenger RNA of Misgurnus anguillicaudatus (oriental weatherfish), 2854 nucleotides long. Lineage: Eukaryota; Metazoa; Chordata; Actinopteri; Cypriniformes; Cobitidae. The record is from RefSeq and is a predicted model, not a curated record.